Messenger RNA from Haliotis rufescens (red abalone), 7419 nucleotides. RefSeq lists its product as uncharacterized. NCBI's taxonomy places the organism in Eukaryota, Metazoa, Mollusca, Gastropoda, Lepetellida, Haliotidae. Gene Ontology annotation, molecular function: protein binding. The coding region runs from base 1561 to 4272 and encodes 903 amino acids. The transcript is spliced from 11 exons. The record is from RefSeq and is a predicted model, not a curated record.
UGGGCAAAGUAGGUCAGUUACACGCAUGUACACACACUCUCAUUUAACAUCAACGGUGAACAUUACCUGGAGGCCUUCAGCAAAGGUUGCAUCUGGUGUUGGUGCCGACUGUGAGCAGGACUGAUGAAGAUGCUUCAUCAAUUUGAAAUGUUAAUGGCCCAAGGAUGACAUCUGUCUGUGACCUUUGUGAAAAGUACUCUUCAUCAACCAGCCUGAAGGAAAAGAUUCGUUUGAGCAUUGACAUUCCCAUCGUGUUGGUCAGCAAGCCUUGUCCUAAAAGAGAUAAAAACGAAUUCAGAAGUAGAAGAAGUGAGAUUACGAGUGAGUUUUGCAAAAAGGUUUCAGCUCUUCGUAAUUCUGGUGGUGGAGCAUUGUUUGUCCACAUUGGUGACAUUGCGCCCACAGACAGGAGCCUGCACUACUUCCAUGAACUGUUUGAUAAGCCUCUCAAUGAUCUCGUGGAUGAAGGUUCCCUGUUUAUUGAUACAUUUACAUUUCUUUGGCUGAGUGAUUUAUUACAAAAAGGUGAAGCACAAUCGCAUGAGUUUCUCGUCAUUGUGGUACGGGGAUCGUCACAACUCUCUACGUCGGAUUUCAAGACUAAAGUGGCAACAGACCACGAAAUAACCCAGCCCUCCCCUCUGACAUUGUAUCAUCUAUUGAAAGAAGACCGAUUCAUACAAGAUGGCACCGCAUGUUUACAAGGAAUAGACGCUCUGUCUGGUGAGGGACGGUCUGUUCAGUGUAAAUACGUCAAGAGUGAAUUCAAAAAUAUUUAUUUUGAGAAUGUCAAUGGUUUUGUAACUUACAUGUGGGAAGGUCUACGGUUAAGGGAGUACAUUACUUCAUUGUCCAAGAAUCCAAACGGUGGGUCCUACUUUGUUGGCACCGAAGAAACUGAUAAGACCUACUCACACUACGUCUCUAAAGACAUUCAAAAGACAGGUAUAGACAUCGUGCCUGCCUGCAAGCCGCUUAUCCAGAAGGAGCUCGAUGAUAAGAUUACCACAAUCAAACUGUGCCCCCAAAGCAACGACACACCGAUAAUUAAGUGUACGUUGCACACCUUGCAGGAACAACAGAAUGUGUACAUCAUUGAAGUGGCAGUGAGACCAGUCCGUGGAUGUGCGUUUUAUGACAUACAUGGGCCAGAAGCAUAUGAACUCACAAACACUGGCGUUGAAAGAAUACCAUUUCAAGAGUGGUAUGACAAAUUUAUGCAGAGACGGUAAGCUUGUACAACACAGAUUCAAAGGAGGUAUUCCACAUUCAUGCUGAGAGACUGUAAGCUUGUACAACACAGAUUCAAAGGAGGUAUUCCACAUUCAUGCUGAGAGACUGUAAGCUUAUACAACACAGAUUCAAAGGAGGUAUUCCACAUUCAUGCUGAGAGACUGUAAGCUUGUACAACACAGAUUCAAAGGAGGUAUUCCACAUUCAUGCUGAGAGACUCACUAUCAAGGAUCAUCUCGUUCACCUGAAACCAGUCAGUGCAAGAUAAUAACCAGCCUGGAUUAUCCCCCGAAACAAAGACACGGACGUUAAAGUAAAAUUGGGACGAUGAUUGGAUUUCUUCUUCCGCUCCUGGCCUACCUUCUCCUGGUGUGGAUACAGAGACGGAGACGUGCUAGGGAGAUACACGAGGUGACUGUUUUACCAAGCUCCUUUCCCUUCCCGCCAAAACUGAAACAGAUUGGGUUUGCGUUUCAAGAACUUGAAGACGAACUUAUUCAGAAAGAUUGCAUCGUGGUUGUUCCACAUGAUGAAACAAGCACAUCUUACAUCAAACAACGUUUGUACAAAAGGAUAGAAACUGUGUCCAAAGAUGGCAUUGUUUUGGUCAGCAAAUCCUUGGCAGCUAUGAUGGACGUCGAAAGACCUUCCUGUCCACACCCAGAUGGUAUCUUGUGGGAUGUGUUUAUAGUCACCGUGGGAAGACCAGCCUUAAUCCUAUGUUUGGUUCAUAAGCCAAGCACGGUUUCUUAUGAGCAAAUCAGCCGUUAUGCCUUGCAGCUAACUCAAAAUGUAACCCACAAAAUUCGUUUAUUCACAGACGAACACGUGAGUAUCAUUGAUGGCGUCCUUGACAUUAAUACGCUCGAGAAUGAUCGACCAUUCCAGAAUGCCAUUAAGGACAUUAUCAAAGAUGGUUCCAGAUUUUGCAAUCCACAUUCUCUGGUCAUGGGCGAGAGAAAAUGCUUGCAUGUACAACGAGCAGCGCUUGCAUGUAUGGCUGUGACGGAGUUAGACGUCGGACAGUUUCUUCAGGGAAAAAUCACAGACCAACGGACAGAGAAAGAGCUUUGGGUUCUACCAAGAAGGCACUUCAAUGAACUGAAUCGUCACUUAAACAAAGAGGGAUGUGUGACUACGGAUCUUGAUGACAAUGACCGGAGGCUGCUUGUUGUUGAAAUUGCCAGACGGUGGGAAAAGAUUCACCCAACACUGCUCUGUGUUAAUAGGGCUUGUGAGCAGACUGAAAGCACCCAAACAGCUGUCUCACAAGUAAUCGACAAUGAAGACAUACAUGAUGUACAACUGAAAGAAGGCAUUCGACAGGUGAUAGCUGAGGACAUUUCUGAAAGGAAUAUAAGGCUUCUUGAGGCAAGGUUUAACACCCUCGAGAGGCACAUGGUGAUCAAUCCAUUACAAGUUGACCCCGAACUCACAGUGUUCUGGGUGAAGUCCAGAGAAUGGACCUCCGACCUAUUAGACAGAUUUAGCGUGAACUUCAAACAGUAUACUUCACUUUUGUCAAAAGAGAUUGAGAAGGUGUUUCGCAGUGACAGCAAACUAGGAAAAGUAUACAAAGGAUGCCGGAUAGAGUAUUUCAGCAAAGGAAGUGUUCGUGCCCAUGUCAGAAUAUUUUUCUCUGACGGAAAUUGCAAGUCUUUAAAGAGAAGUGAAGAAAUAGAGAAAGCAUUCACUGAAGCAAGCAGUUCAGGUGAACAAGCACCUCAAGAGCCAUUGCAAAUAGACGUCCUGCCAAAGGAGCCCACGUUGAAUAUAGUGGACAUGAAGACUAGGACUACUAAAGAUGACCAUGGCCAGAUUAUCCAAGCCUUUCAUGAUGAACGAAUAAGAGACUGUUCAAAGCUCUUGGUGAAUACCAGGAUGCAGUUAUUGAAGGAGAUUAUUCGUAAGAAUAUAAAAUGCUUGAGCGCCCAUGACAAAUAUCAUGGUGGAAAUUUGUUAUACUGGUGCGCUUUAUCAAACAAUGAAGAUAGUGUCAAGUACCUUCUAAAUAACACGAACAUAAAAGAAGACAUUCUACACGAGAGUCUGGCUUUCUGUGUUUGCACAGACAAAAGUGAAGCUGCUUGUCUCAUCCUGUUACAGUUUAAAGAGUCUGCAAUGGAUCAGACUGAUCUGGAUUAUUGUGUUGGCAGAACAGUUCUCAUGCAAGCAGCUGACAAUGGCCUUCACAAAAUAGUAGAUGCGCUGCUGUCAUCCGGGGCCAAUCCAAACAUACGAGGGGUGUUUUCACAGACUGCGCUACAUCUGGCAUGCACUCGAGGCUAUGAAAAAGUAGUAAGGGUCUUACUGAAGCCUGAAUACAAUGUCGACAUCAACAUUAAGGAAGACUUCAACUGGACACCAAUGAUGGUCGCAGCAGACGGCGGUCAUCAGGGCGUCUUCUAUUUACUUAUGGAGCUCCAGAAGCCAGAUAAAAGCCACGUUGACAAGUAUGGAAUGAACCUUCUACACCUUGCUUGUAAGGGAGGUAAUCUGGCAAUUGUCAAGAAUCUGAUCGACACGCAUCAGUUUAAUGUCAAUUCCGAGAGUGACCAAGGCACCCCUUUGAUGAUCGCAGUGAGACACAAUAACACUGAUUUAUUCCAAUACCUUGUCGACAGAAAAGCUGAUGCAACUGGAAAGAACAAAGAUGGUGAUUCCAUUCUGCAUAUUGCUUGCCGUUUUGGGAGUCAUAAACUCAUUGAAGGAAUCUUAAACCUGACGUCCACAGGACUUGAGGACAAAGGUCAGCAUGGGUGGACACCAUUAAUGGUAGCAGCAGCAUCUGGAGAGUACAGAGUGUUUCAGGUUCUCAUAGAUCUUGGAGCCAACGUUGAUCAGCAGGUUGAUGCUUCAGAGAACUCUCUGCUCCAUCUUGCUUGUCAAGGAGGAAGUGAAGACAUUGUACGUUCUUUAUUACCCCGGUAUGGCGUCCACAUAAAGGGAGAGGAUGCUCGAACUCCAUUGGAGACAGCUCAACUGUACAGCCAAUCUGCCCUAGUGAAACUCCUCAAGCAGUAUGACAUCAAUAUGUAAUAUUGCCAAAGACCACCACUACUACACAGAUAGAACAAGAUGCUGCAAGAUAUCAGGACAUUAUAUAAGGCAACUGUUGCCUUGAAGAGUUGAUAGAUGUUGAUGCCACCAAUGACAUUAUUCUCUACAUAAGAGCAUUGUCAUGUCUUAAGACGAAGGGGUGUGGAAAGGAUUUACAUUUGGUUUUAUGAGUAAAGUUAAGUAAAACUUUCAUAAAUUUGUAUGGUGAACAUGUGGAGGACAUUCCCAAACUUGACACAUCAGUGAGAAAUGUGAAGUCCGAUGUUAUUUCCGAAUUUUACCUGUUCAGAUGAACACUUGACUUGCCUUUGCAUGUGUUUGCGCUGGAUACCAGGGGUUGAGCCGGAUACCUAGUAUCAUUAAUAUUUGAUAAUGAUUCAUAAACACAUGCUCGUGAUAUAGUCGGGAUCGUACAAUGGACUCUGCUUUUUGCAGAAAUGUGUUAUGAUUAUAGCUUUGUUGGAAAUCGCCAUGCUUGAGUUGAGGUGUAACCUGGUUUAAUAUUACAUACAGGAAUAGUUCAUCGCACAUCGUUCUUUAAACGUGGCAAGAUGGACUGUAACUUUGUUAUUAUUUUGUAUAAUCAUUCUUUCAACUUUGUACUUGUUAGAGGGGUGCUGCAAUAACUAACUGAAAAUAUUAUAAGAAACAAGGUCACGUCGACUGGAAAGCAAUGAUGUCUGAAGUUGACAGUCUCGUUUUUGGUGUUCAUGUGCACCUGAUGACCCCGUGCCAAUUUAGAGGGGUCAAACUCCUAUGGGAGGUCAAUGUUGCAUGUGUUUUGCAAUUUUAAACACUUGUAAAAUAGGAUAGCCACCCACCCCUUACCAGUGUGCAUGAGGCCAUGGUCAGUUACGUACACAGUGGGACUCGAAUCAGCUACAUGUGUUUUAAUGGAACUAAAAAGGAACAUAUGCAGCUGUGUAUUGGCUACUCAUGUGUUAAUUGCUGCCAGUGAGGCCAUUUCGCCAACUUAUUUUUGUAUAUUAGUAGUGUUGCACUCAGUGACUUAAUUUGAUCUUCGAAUUACUGUGGUUUGUUUGCUCCUCGUUAGUUUGGUAGGUGCGGUAGGGGUAAAAGUGUUUGCUUGUCACGUCGAAGGUCCGGGUUCGAUUCUGAUGGUACAUUGUGUCUAGCCCAUUCCUGAUGUCCCCUGCCCAUGACAUUGCUGGAAUAUUGCUUAAAGCGGCGUGAAAACUCACCAUGUUCACGUGGGAGUGAUCACUUUAAUAACAUGAAACGAGACGCAGGUGAAAGGAAUAUAUUGUUUUGUUCAAUUGGUAUGACCAUUAACCCAUUUGGAUAUAAGCCUCAUGUUGUCUGCAACAAAUAUGUACUUGCAUGUAGAAAACGUAUGGGUACACAGAUAUGCACUACAUAAGCAAAACAUAUUAAUGAAUAGCAACCGCCACUUCUGCUGGUUCGUGUGUGGUACCCUGAAUGAUCCUCUAUGUCGUCGUUGAUCAAGGGGUGUUUAGAUGUUAUCUGAUAACUUUCAAAGCUGACUAACAACAACGGGUUUUUGCCUUCCUUGUGUUGUGAGUCACGAUAUGUAUCAGUAUACACGUAGUGCAUGACACAGCGAUAUCCUGUCGUUACUCGUCCUAUUUAUGAUAGAGCGGACGAGCCAGUUGUCGCGCUUUUGACAGCGUUUCAGCUAUAUCAUGGAAAGCCUGAAGUAAUGCAGGUCUUAGACAUUUACCACUUUGGUGAAACCCACGAGCACAGGAAUUGUGCUGACAAACCUAGAAUCAAUCAGGAUUCUGGAUUCUAAUCUGGAUUCUAAUCCACGACCAUAGGUUUCUUGAGCGUCCAAGGGACGAACUCAAACACGCCAAACUCUACACAUUCCGGCGCUUUAAACGACCCGCUUCUGACAAUAUGGUUUUGCGCCGCUUUAAGCAACAUUCCAGCAAUAUCACAGCAAGGGACACCAGAAAUGUCACAGAAACUUGAAACCAAACUGAUUCAGAUUACAUGGCUAUAAGUGUAUGAUAUGUACCCCUUAUGAAUGUCAAAAAGGGUGGGUGAUUAUGGUAUUUGCCUUUAGCAUCAUUCCAGUAAUAUCACAGCAAGGGACACCAGAAAUGAGCUUCACACAUUGCCCCCAUUGUACCAAUGUGCGUCGUGACGAGCGAAUGUUUCAACCACUAGCAACCCCAACGUCCCACGCUGCGAACAGUUUAACGUUCUGUAUUAUUGAUUCUGUGUGUGUUGAAUAAGGUAUUUGAAAGAGCGGUAUGUACUAUUGUACGUGCAUAUGUUUACUAUGUAUCAUAACUGUAUACGAGUACUUCAGUCAGUUUGCCAACUGGUUUAAUUGAAUGACGGUUUGUUUUGGAGGCCUACUCCUUAAAAUCAGUCGGCCUGUAUACAUGAACUUUAGCUUUACCACGGUGUAGUGUCACAUGUAACUACAUGCAGAUUAUUUCUUGAUCACUCAAUUAUUCUGUGUGUUUUGUGUGUGUGUGUUUUUGUUUUUUCUAAAUUUUAUAUUUGAAUGUAUUUUUCGUACUCAGGCCGCUCUUUUAUUUUAAGUGACUUUCUUUACGGACCCCUAACAAGAAACACUUGUCAGUAGGUGGGAAAAAAGCAAUUCAGUUCCUUUUUCCCCAUCUUUGAUUUAUUUCAAUUUCAACCGGUCCUUGUUUAGAAAACAGUUUGUUUUAUCAGCUUAUCGGCGGGAUACAAAAGAAAAUUAUUUUUUGUUGCUUUUUAUAAACCUUAAAUACAGUUUCACUUUCAAAAUAUUACACAUAUAUCAUAACAGAUUUGUUUGUCAUCCAUUAUAUUAGUGUGCACAUUUAAAGGAUUAUACAAUAUAUGAUAUCACUACAAAGACUCACUCCACUGGUUCCAUGCCGUUUUGGGCAAAUUCCGACAAUACUGCGGCGCGGUAUACACUCAGUGCUGUUUAAAGAAUGAGUGAAUGUGGUUUUACGCCGCUUUCAGCAAUAACAUGGUGGGCACAUGGCAGUUAGAAAAGGACUUCACACAUUUACCCAUGUGGGAGGAAUCGAAGCAGGCCCCACCGCCCGUUGUGUUUGAUCUCAUUUAUCUCACGAAUUACCCCGUUGCUGUUGAAUAUCAAAUCAACUAAUGACUAUUAAAAUCAUUUGAAGUGUC